GUAAACGUAAACCCUCUAAAACCCCUGCAAUAAGUCCAAACAUUUACUGUAUGUCGUGGUGGUUGUGGCAGGUGACGUGAUUCCAUGGCAUUUGCUUCUGCUUUCCGCCGCAUCUUCACGCCUUCAUCCAUUCUUCAAUCGCAAUUCACUUCGAUUCGUCAAAAUUCAACCCUCGCCACUCCAAAGCUCUUCGUCAGCGGUCUCUCAAGGUUGACAACAGAUGAAAAGCUUAAAGAAGCGUUUUCACCAUUUGGUCAGCUUGUUGAAGCAAAAGUCGUAACGGACAGAGUCUCGGGAAGAUCAAAGGGGUUUGCUUUUGUUACAUAUGGAACCUUAGAAGAGGCUGAGCAGGCGAGGAAGGAAAUGAAUGCCAAGUUUUUGGAUGGUUGGGUUAUUUUUGUUGAUCCUGCCAAGCCUAGAGAACACAGACCCCCACCUCAACCAGAGCCACAGCCUUCUGAAACUGGUUUCAGAGUGAACAAAACCAUCGGUUGGUGUGGUUGAUCUGCCGAAAAGGUUUUGCCUUGUCAUUGUGCCAAGAAUUUGUUAGAUAUUGAUCACUAUUGUCAUGGGAAAUGUUUCUAUAGAUUUGGGAUUCGAAGGGAUGUUUAUCAUUUUGUAUGUGACCUGGCAAAUUGGUUCAAGGGUUAAACCAUAUUUUGGUACCUAAGGGGGAUUUUCACUUCUACUACUGUUGUGCUUAUCCAUUGGCUGGUUGUUGGAAGGAAUUUGAAAUGCUUGGUUUUGAAAUUAAA
Rhododendron vialii is the source of this 755-nucleotide messenger RNA. Its product is annotated as organelle RRM domain-containing protein 2, mitochondrial. Gene Ontology annotation, molecular function: RNA binding. The record is from RefSeq and is a predicted model, not a curated record. The transcript has 3 exons. Bases 85 to 504 code for a protein of 139 amino acids. NCBI's taxonomy places the organism in Eukaryota, Viridiplantae, Streptophyta, Magnoliopsida, Ericales, Ericaceae.